GCGGAAGGAGGGGGUGUCAAAACUUAGGGAAGCGACUCUGGACUGCCUAGUAUUUCCCAGAAUCGGCCAGGUCCCACUUUGAGGAUGGCGCUGUUUCGGGGAGCCAGCGCCCCGGACCCGGACGAUGUCAGGCCUCUCAAACCGUGUCUGCUACGCCGCAAUCACAGCCGUGAUCAGCACGGCGUGGCAGCCUCCAGUCUCGAGGAGCUGAGGAGCAAAGCCUGUGAACUACUGGCCAUUGACAACUCCCUGACACCGAUCACCCUGGUCCUGGCCGAGGACGGGACAAUAGUGGACGAUGAAGACUAUUUCCUCUGCCUCCCUUCCAAUACGAAGUUUGUGGUGUUGGCCUGCAAUGAGAAGUGGACAUACAGCGAUUCGGAUGGAGGAACAGCUUGGGUUUCCCAAGAGUCCUUUGAAGCGGAUCAAACGGACAGCGGGGCAGGGGUGAAGUGGAAGAAUGUGGCCAGGCAGCUGAAAGAGGACCUGUCCAGCAUCAUCCUGCUAUCAGAAGAGGACCUCCAAGCACUCAUCGACAUCCCGUGUACAGAGCUGGCACAGGAACUCUGCCAGAGCUGCGCCACUGUCCAAGGGCUGCAGAGCACGCUCCAGCAGGUGCUUGACCAGCGAGAGGAAGCCCGCCAGUCCAAGCAGCUCCUGGAACUCUAUCUCCAGGCCCUGGAGAAAGAGGGCAACAUCUUAUCCAACCAGAAAGAGUCCAAAGCUGCCCUCAGUGAAGAGCCGGAUGCAGUUGACACAGGCAUCAGCAGAGAGACGGCUUCAGACGUGGUGCUCAGAAGCCAGAUCCUUACUGCACUGAAGGAGAAGCCUGCUCCAGAGCUGAGUUUAUCUAGUCAGGAUUUGGAGUCGGUCUCCAUGGAGGACCCCAAAGCCCUGGCUGUUGCUCUGAGCUGGGACAUAAAGAAGGCAGAGACAGUGCAGCAGGCCUGUGCCGCGGAACUCGCCCUGCGCCUGCAGCAAGUGCAGAGCUUGCAUUCACUCAGGAAUCUCUCUGCACGGAGGAACCCACUACCUGGGGAACCGCAGAGGCCCAAACGAGCCAAACGAGACCUCUCAUAGCCAAUCCGGAAACAAGCUUUGCGAGAGCCGUGGUUCUGCAGUCAGUAAACACCUUUCCAGUGGUCUCCUUACCGCCUACACUUCCCCUCCACCCCUUGCCCCGCGGUGUGCUCUCCUAGCUCCUGAAAGCCGGUCCGUGGCUGUGCAUACGCACCCCCUCUACCUCCUGUUAAUGUACUGGGACUUCUGUUUUGUUUUCCUAUCUGAAGGAGUGUUUGCCUGCAUGUAUGUCUGUGUACCUCAUGUCCAUGAAGGCCAGAAGAGAACGUCAGGUCCCCUUGGAACUGGAGUUACAGACAGCUCUCAGCAGCCAUGUAGGUGCUGGGAAUUGACUCUGGGUGUUCUAGAAGCGUGGCCAGGCCUCUCAGCCACUGAGCCGUCUCUCCAGCUCCCCGAAUGUGCCUAGCGUGUGUUAGGCCUUAGGUUCCAGGGAAAGUACUGGGCAAGGGCAGUGAAAACCUGUCGUAUACUUUGGACUUGAUGUCCUUACUCUACAACUUGAACAAUAGAGCUUUAGACACGCAAUGGUAGAGAAAAGGCGCCCAGCAGCAGCGAUCACCCGUGAACUUACUUCUAGAGUUAUUAAAUGCGGCCGGGCAGUGGUGGCACACGCCUUUAAUCCCAGCACUUGGGAGGCAGAGGCAGGCGGAUUUCUGAGUUUGAGGCCAGCCUGGUCUACAGAGUGAGUUCCAGGACAGCCAGGGCUACACAGAGAAACCCUAUCUCG
Messenger RNA from Arvicanthis niloticus (Nile rat), 1807 nucleotides. It is a transcript of the gene Dffa, whose product is annotated as DNA fragmentation factor subunit alpha. The record is from RefSeq and is a predicted model, not a curated record. NCBI's taxonomy places the organism in Eukaryota, Metazoa, Chordata, Mammalia, Rodentia, Muridae. Gene Ontology annotation, molecular function: deoxyribonuclease inhibitor activity. Gene Ontology annotation, biological process: apoptotic process; apoptotic DNA fragmentation; negative regulation of execution phase of apoptosis. Gene Ontology annotation, cellular component: chromatin.